AGGAUGGGGGCCCGGAGGUGCUGGCUCAUCACCGUGACAGCCUGCAGGACAAGUUCAUUGAGAUCCCCUGCUCUGAGGACUACAACAGCCACAAAAGAUUUGAAGGGUGCACUCCUAGAAAGUGUGGAAGAGGGGUGACUGAUGCAGUAAUCACAAGGGAAGAAGCUGAAAGAAUCCGUAGAAUAGCAGAGAGGGGACUAUCCUUGGGAGGAUCUGAUGGAGGGGCAUCAAUUUUGGACUUGCACUCAGGAGCUCUUUCACUGGGGAAGCAUUUUGUUAAUCUGUACAGGUACUUUGGGGACAAAAUUCAAGACAUCUUCACAGAAGAGGAUUUUGCAUUAUAUCGUGAUGUGAGACAGAGAAUUCAACAAAGGAUUGCUCAGGCGUUUGGUAUCAGCUCUGCUUCCAUGUACCUGACUAAGCCAACAUUCUUCUCGAGAAUAAACAGCACAGAAGCCAAGACAGCACAUGAUGAAUACUGGCACCCACAUGUUGACAAGGUAACUUACGGCUCCUUUGACUAUACUUCACUGCUCUAUCUCUCUGACUACACUGAAGAUUUUGGUGGUGGACGGUUUGUGUUUAUGGAUGUGGGUUCCAACAAGACGAUAGAGCCCCGUGCAGGCCGGGUUUCCUUUUUCACCUCUGGAUCGGAGAACCUUCAUCGGGUGGAAAAGGUUCACUGGGGCACUCGCUAUGCCAUCACCAUCUCCUUCACUUGCAACCCAGACCAUGGCAUUGGGGAUCCAGUCUUGAUCGGUGGCCGGACCCGCAGGGGAUGGACGUGCUACGGGGAGAAGACUCGGCUUGGUCAUCACCCUGCUCCCGAGGCUACAGUCGGUACUCGCUGCAGGCACCCACAGCUGCUUCCUAAGUGCUGGCGAGGGCUCGUUUGCGGUACGGUGAAGAUGAAGACGGUUACCCUCAACAGCGGAGACGGUGUUUGUCCUCGGGGCCGGCACUCCACCAGUUUGUCCAGUUUAUGGCGGGAAGAGGCAGAAAGACUGAUGCGUACGAGAGUUGACUGCAUGCGCUCCCGCGUCGGGAGCCGAGAGAACCCUGUGCCCCUUGGCCCCUCCGGGCGGGCAGCGGGGACCACCCCAGGAGGAGGUGCAGGCCGCGUUCCCAGCGAAGCCAGCCAAGGACAGCGGCCGGUGCUGUGGCCUACAAACGUGGUCAUCGUCACCGACCGGCUGCCGUUAAUCAAAACCCGAGAAGUUCUGGUACACAACCACUUCCUCCGCUCAGCCAUCAGUAGCUAA
Molecule: messenger RNA, 1262 nt
Organism: Phaethon lepturus (White-tailed tropicbird)
Lineage: Eukaryota; Metazoa; Chordata; Aves; Phaethontiformes; Phaethontidae
Gene: OGFOD3
Product: 2-oxoglutarate and iron-dependent oxygenase domain containing 3
Exons: 11
Cellular component (GO): membrane
Molecular function (GO): iron ion binding; oxidoreductase activity, acting on paired donors, with incorporation or reduction of molecular oxygen; L-ascorbic acid binding
Source: RefSeq, a predicted model, not a curated record